ACGAGACUGCGAAAGGGGGUGUCGAAGCGUCAGAAGGGAGGUCGUUGGUGUACAUGGUGACGGCGGAGGGUUUGGAAUCGUAGUCAGAGGGGUUUUAAAGUGGGUUGGAUUGUAUCUGAAAGAUCAGAGGUGGGAAAUGGGUACAUGUGUGUAAAACUAAACGUGUCAGUUCGAAAAAUAGGUGAAGGUGAAAAAGAAAUGGGCUAGGAGGAGAGGACGGUUGUUGUUUCAGACGGCGAGAGGCUGGCAGCGCGAGCUCCUUGGGGAAAUUUUCUUCUGGAAAGUGAAUGGUGGUGGCAGCAGGGGAGCGAGCUGAAACUUGUUUGAUGAAUUUUUACUUGUUCAACGAAAGGAACUGUCCUCGGUCCGCCCGAGCAUGGAGCGUAGCUCGUGAGAGGAUGAGCCAGAAAGGCAGUCCCGUGAAGGCUUAUGACUUUCUGUUGAAAUUCUUGCUAGUGGGUGAUAGUGAUGUGGGAAAGGGAGAGAUCCUGGCCAGCCUUCAGGAUGGAGCUAGCGAAUCGCCCUAUGGUUACAACAUGGGUAUUGAUUACAAGACAACAACAAUCCUGUUAGAUGGGCGUCGGGUGAAAUUACAACUCUGGGAUACAUCUGGACAGGGCAGGUUCUGCACCAUCUUCCGUUCCUAUUCUCGAGGAGCCCAGGGUGUAAUCUUGGUCUAUGACAUUACAAAUCGUUGGUCAUUUGAUGGUAUCGACAGGUGGAUCAAAGAAAUAGAUGAGCAUGCCCCAGGUGUACCUAAGAUCCUGGUUGGGAAUCGUCUUCACUUGGCCUUUAAGCGGCAGGUAUCAACAGAACAGGCUCAGGCUUAUGCUGAAAGGCAAGGCAUGACGUUCUUUGAAGUUAGCCCUUUGUGCAACUUUAACAUCAUUGAGUCAUUCACAGAACUGGCAAGGAUUGUAUUAAUGCGGCAUGGAAUGGACAGGCUUUGGAGGCCUAACCGUGUGCUCAGCCUACAAGAUCUCUGCUGCCGAGCCAUUGUUUCAUGCACGCAUGUACAUCUAGUGGACAAAUUACCCCUUCCUGUUACCUUAAAGAGUCACCUUAAGUCUUUCUCUAUGGCCAAUGGACUGAAUGCCAGGAUGAUGCAUGGACGUUCCUACUCUCUAACUCCUAAUGGUGGCAAACAAAGUAGUUUGAAGAAAUCCAAGAUUAUUCGUCCUUCCCAAAGUCCAACACAGAGCUGCAGUCGAAACAGUUGUAAAAUCUCUUAGCUAUGUCCACAUGUGAUAAAAGAACAUUGAAUAUCUGAUCACUACAUAUGCCAUCUUGACAUGCCAGUGUAUUGGCUAUUCCAGUGAAAGAAUUUCUUCAACAACUACAAAUGUAAAGGGCCCAUAAACUGUUGGUUCAAAGUUUGCACAAGGGAGAAAAAUUAUGCUGCUAAUUUUAAAACAUGAUUGUGAAGGGUUUGUUAAUAACAGGUAUCUCAGAUUAUCUGGACUGAUUGUUUUAAUUGAGUUGGGAGUGAAAGUCUGUUUUAUGGUAGCUCAAUGUCAAAAUAAUGUUUGUCCAUUUUUGUGAGACCCAGACAACUGAACUGUAUCUGAUUGUUUUAAGUAGAUUGGAGAAAUUAAGCAUGUGUGAUGUUGCUGAGUAUUUAAAGUUAUACUGGGAAUUGGAAUUUUACUUGCAAUGUAAACUAUACACUAUAUUGUUUAAAACUUUAUUAAAUGUUGAAGUCUGGAAAUGAAUCUUCCUGACUGUUGAAGGUCUAUUUCUGGGAAUAUGGCUUGACUUGACAAUCUGCAGCCACCCACAAAACAACCUUCAAAUUUGUAUGUAAAAGUUAUAUGCUGAGAAAUAUUAAGAAUUUGCAUAUUAAUCCAUUUUCAAGUUCCUCUGGUAGUUGUUAACUAUUGUGGAUUAAUACUAAUUCAGUCAUUUGUACAUAUAAUUUUCCUUGUGGAACUAUAAUUUGUUUUGUACAAAACAAAAAAAGCUAUGAAACUAAGAAGUAUAAUGCUAAGGUGAUCAGAAAUGCCAAAGAUGAUGAUAGUAAAAAUGUUAACAAUAUGUGGUCAAAGAUUUCUGAGUUAAGUAUCCACAAAGUUUUGUAAUUAAAAAGCCC
Stegostoma tigrinum is the source of this 2089-nucleotide messenger RNA. RefSeq names its product ras-related protein Rab-40B. Gene Ontology annotation, biological process: protein localization to plasma membrane; intracellular signal transduction. Bases 288 to 1232 code for a protein of 314 amino acids. Gene Ontology annotation, cellular component: synaptic vesicle; plasma membrane; endosome. The record is from RefSeq and is a predicted model, not a curated record. Gene Ontology annotation, molecular function: GTP binding; GTPase activity. The transcript is spliced from 6 exons. NCBI's taxonomy places the organism in Eukaryota, Metazoa, Chordata, Chondrichthyes, Orectolobiformes, Stegostomatidae.